AGAUAUGUAAAAAUGCUUACAUGCUAGAUUUUAUUAUUUUUGUGGAAGUAUUUACUAGAAGUUGGUGGAAGUUUCGAUCAACUUCCGAGAUCUUAUUAAUUAAGCUUUCCCUAAAAAGCAAAUAGCCGUAUCUCCCGCGUUUGCCAGUAAAAAACGACCAUAAGAUGACUCAGAGAACCUUAAUAUAGAAACCACCAAAUAAGGGAAAAUCUUCUGGUUAUCCGUUGACUUACAACUUUUACAUCCAAUAAUCAUCCGCCAUGUUUAAUAGCCAUAUGUAGAAAUAGACAGGAAAGAAAAAAAAGAGCUCCUUGUGCUCAAAGAAAGAGGACACAUCUUGAGAUUUUUAUUUUUUUUCAUUACGUUACCCUUCUCUUCUAUUCGCGACCCAUAACACAAUACGAACCAAGAAAAUAACAAAAGAAGUAGAGAAAAGCCUUUUGAUUUUCUCCUGAAACAUUUUGGAAAGAACAUAUCGUUUUACAAGUUGUAGCCAGGAGCGGAGUUACAGAUCUUCGAAAUCUAUAUGAUUCCGUUCCUUUGGUAAUAGGGUUUUAUCUUCUCCCAUAACAAUUUAGGUAUGCAUUUGCAAGUUGAAGCUGACCUCACCAAUGAAGGGUCUAUUAAAAGGAUUGAGGUACAUUGCUCGCAUCUUCGAGGAUGAUAAGGAACCAGAGAUGCAGAUUGGAAAACCGACAGAUGUGAAACAUGUUGCUCAUAUAGGAUGGGAAGGGCCCUCUGCUACGACCCCAAGCUGGAUGCAUGAUUAUAAGUCUCCGACGGCUGAGGCUAAAGGAAGUUCCAACAAGAAACCCAGGGAGAAGCAAAGGAACAAGGGGAGGCGUAAAGCAUCCACAGGCACAAAUAACUCACCUGCAGAGUCUCCAUCAAGGGUAGGAGGUUCAACAAGGCCAUCAAGACGUAGCACGGGUAAACAGAGAGAGCAGAGCACGGGUUCAGGGUCGGAGUCAGGUUCAGGGUUAGACUUACCUCAACAGAAUGAUCAGUCUGUGGGACAGAAACAGUCGAGGCAGAAGAAGUCAAAAGGAACAACAGGAGGAGGAGGAGGAUCGUCUAUUGGGCCUGCAAAGACAAAAGAAACAGAUAGGUCCGUUCGUGCGGUUAUUCCUCCUGUCGGAGGUCUUGAAAGUUCUACAGGAAGAUGAGAGAUGAGAAAAUGGGAGUUUUUUUCUUCAAGUUUAGACUAUAGUGGUGGUUUUGUUUUUCUUCUCAUAAUCUACCCACUUUUGUCUUUUCAGUCCAUCUUUUUGGAGAUGUCUUUGCAUAACAAGACCAGUUUUUUAUCAAACCGAUUUACGUCGAGAGAGAACUCAUUGGUGAUUAUGAAUAAGAAAUGUCUAACAUAUGCUUUGCUUAAUGACUUCGGUCAAAUAUAUACUCCAACAACCUUUGUAUUGUGUUCUUAGGUUGUAUUUAGCUAUUUGAUUAGUAUAGACUUGAGUCUGACUUCUAUGAGAUUUCGGUUGUUUGUUGCAUUAUGAUUUUUUUUUCCUAGUAAACGUAACCACAGCUUUUAAUAUAUUAAACCAAACUUA
Messenger RNA from Brassica napus (rape), 1556 nucleotides. Its product is annotated as CRIB domain-containing protein RIC5-like. The record is from RefSeq and is a predicted model, not a curated record. Bases 612 to 1166 code for a protein of 184 amino acids. The transcript is spliced from 5 exons. Lineage: Eukaryota; Viridiplantae; Streptophyta; Magnoliopsida; Brassicales; Brassicaceae.